AUGGAUUUUCAAUGGUACGAUUUGAAUACACCGCUUUCCAUAUGCUUAUGGCUUCUGUCAAUUAUUUUAAUCAAAAUAGUAUCUCAUUCGAGUAAACGAUUUACAAUUUUACCUGAUUCUGCCCUUUUAAUUCUUGUUGGUUUCGCUGCUGGAAGCGUAAUGGAUCGUUUUUGGUCGCAUGAAAUUUAUUUAGAUCCAGAUCUUUUUUUCUUAUAUCUAUUACCACCGAUAGCUUUGGAUGCCGGUUAUGCAUUACCUGACCAGGCCUUCUUUGAAAAUUUUGGCACCAUUAUAUUAUACGCUGUGAUAGGAACAAUUUGGAACAUUGUUUCUAUCGGUUUUAUCCUAUUUAUGGCAUCAUCAUUCUUUUCGAUCUCAUUACAUUGGCUCCAUCUAUUUCUCUUUUCAACUAUUAUUUCGGCAGUAGAUCCGGUUGCUGUAUUAAGUGUUUUUGAAGAAAUCAAAGUUAAUCGAUUAUUGUAUAUUUGUGUUUUUGGCGAGUCAUUACUGAAUGAUGCUGUAACAAUUGUUAUAUAUCAUGCGCUAGCGGCAAUAAUCAAAAUUGGUCCAGAGAAUUUUGAGACGGAAGAUUUUGUCAAAGCUCUCAUAUCAUUUUUCCUAGUGAGCUUUGGUGGAAUACUUAUUGGAAUUGCUGGAGCUGCUCUUCUCAGUUUAACUACUAAAUAUUCAAAUAAGCAACAAGUGCUUCAACCAUUAAUUUGUUUACUUGUACCUUAUCUUUCAUAUUUGAUAGCAGAAAGUGUCCAUUUUUCUGGCAUCCUUGCUAUCUCCCUUUGUGGUCUAAUGAUGAAACAAUAUCUUGCUGGUAACUUAUCAAAGCAAUCAUUGGUCACCACAAGUUGUUUCUUUAAAACUCUUGCAACAAGUUGUGAAGCGAUAAUAUUCGUCUUCUUGGGAUUAUCAACGGUAUCAAAGAAGCAUAAUUGGGAUUCAGUCUUCAUUGGAAUAACAUUAAUUGCAUGCUUAGUUUGUAGAUUUAUUGGAACUUAUGUUUUGACAUGUUUGGCAAAUAGAGGAAGACAACAAAAGAUAAAUCUUGUUGAUCAAUUUAUAAUGGCUUACGGUGGCUUACGUGGCGCUAUUUGUUAUGGCUUAGUGAUGACAUUGGAUAAGGAGGCAAUUUUGGCCAAGGAAAUGUUUGCUUCAACAACGAUUAUUGUUAUUUUAACGACUGUCUUCAUACAGGGUGCAACAAUUAAGCCAUUGGUCAGAUUGCUUGAUGUUAAAACUGAGCCAGAAAGUGAGGAGACAUUAAUAGAACAUGUCGUCAGCGAUGUUCGUGAUGAUCUUAUGGGUGGUAUAGAAGCUGUUGUUGGUAUUCAACGAUCACAUUGGUUUCGACAAAAAUUAUUACACUUUAACAAUGAUUAUAUUUUGCCCUGCAUGGUUCGUAAUCAGAGGACCCGAGCUGAUAAAUUUUUGGAAAUUUGUGAUAAACAAUGA
Cercopithifilaria johnstoni is the source of this 1464-nucleotide messenger RNA. NCBI's taxonomy places the organism in Eukaryota, Metazoa, Nematoda, Chromadorea, Rhabditida, Onchocercidae. The record is from the annotation of a GenBank genome assembly.